AGGCCCCCCCCAGUGGCCUGUUGGUUCCCUCAGUCCCGCUGGCCAGAGGCUGCGGGAGGCCUCACCAGCCACCCGGAGUCACCUCAGGCUGUGACCUUUGGGGCAGGCUCGACCCUUCGCUACCACCUGCGGGAAACCUCUCGCCCUCUGAACAGCCAGCGCGUGUGUGCACCUGCGCCGGGCCCCGCCCUGACCAGCGCGCCCCUCCCUCUCUCCACAGCCACCUCCCCAUGCAAGAUCCUCAAGUGCAACUCUGACUUCUGGAGCGCCACGUCGGGCAGCCACGCCCCGGCCACGGAAGACGCCCCGGAGUUCUGCGCCGCCCUGCGCACCUACGCCCUGUGCACGCGGCGCACGGCCCGCACCUGCCGCGGUGACCUGGCCUACCACUCGGCCGUCCAUGGCAUCGAGGACCUCAUGAGCCAGCACAACUGCUCCAAGGAUGGCCCCACCUCCCAGCCACGCGUGCGCACGCUGCCCCCGGGCGACAGCCAGGAGCGCUCGGACAGCCCCGAGACCUGCCACUACGAGAGGGGCUUCCACAAGCACGCGGCCGCCCCCAACUACACGCACUGCGGCCUCUUCGGGGACCCACACCUCAGGACGUUCACCGACCGCUUCCAGACCUGCAAGGUGCAAGGCGCCUGGCCCCUCAUCGACAACGCUUACCUGAACGUGCAGGUCACCAACACGCCCGUGCUGCCCGGCUCCGCGGCCACCGCCACCAGCAAGCUCACCAUCAUCUUCAAGAGCUUCCAGGAGUGCGUGGAGCAGAAGGUGUACCAGGCCGAGAUGGGCGAGCUCCCGGCCGCCUUCGCCGACGGCUCCAGGAACGGCGGCGACAAGCACGGGGCCAGCAGCCUGCAGAUCGCCGAGAAGGUGUCGGGCCAGCACGUGGAGAUCCAGGCCAGGUACAUCGGCACCACCAUCGUGGUGCGCCAGGUGGGCCGCUACCUGACCUUCGCGGUGCGCAUGCCGCAGGAGGUGGUGGAGGCGGUGGAGGACCGGGACAGCCAGGGCCUCUACCUGUGUCUGCGCGGCUGCCCCCUCAGCCAGCAGAUCGACGUCCAGGCCGCCGGCCCCGCCCCCGCCACCCCCGAGGCCUUCCCGUACGAGGCGGCCGCGGCCAAGUGCAAGGAGAAGCUGCCCGUGGAGGACCUGUACUACCAGGCCUGCGUGUUUGACCUGCUGACCACAGGCGACGUGAACUUCACGCUGGCCGCCUACUAUGCCCUGGAGGACGUCAGGAUGCUGCACUCACACAAGGACAGGCUGCACCUGUUCGGGAGGACUCGGGAGCUGCCCGGCGGGGCCGCCCCGCGGCUGCCCCGGGGCCCCUGGCCUCUCCUGGCCGCCCUGGGCCUGCUCCUCCCUCUGCUGCCUGAGCUCCGUUAGGCAGCGCCUCUGCCAUCGGGGCCGGGACGCUGGGGCGCGGGUGGAGACAGACGCGCCGCCCGGCCAUCUGCCGGCCAGGGCUGCUCGUCGCCCCCCAGCCGCCGUCGUGCGUGGGACACGGUUGAGAUAACUGGCACGCUGGGGUUUGUGACGUAGAGCGGUGAGAGAACAGCUCCUCUACCCACCCCCCACCACCACCACCACGUGAGCCGGCCACGCGGAGCCCCUGGGGAAGCCCCCUACCCCAGCAGAGGAGAGACCCUGGGCCAGGUGGCGGCCCCUGCACCCCCUGGCAUUGCACUGACACUGGCCCGCCGCACGCACACUCAGCCCAGCGCCUGGCCCCGCCCCUGGGGGCUGAGGCUCCACCCCCACCCCACGGGGCCUCCCGCCUCCCAGCAAGCUGGUGUCACCUGGCCCGCAGGUGGUGCCCCGCCCUUCCCCUUGCUUGGGAGGUCACCGCGCUCGGAGAAGAGACCCCUCACUCUGUCCCUCCCCCUCCGCUGGGCAGGGGACCCAGGGGACAGGGCCAGCUGGCCUGCCCUGACCUCCGCUUCCCCCUCCCCGCCCCCUCCCCAUCCACCAUGUCUGGAAUAUGAGGGUUGGGGGGGCAGGGUCUUGGAAGACCUGUGGCCCUGAGCGUCCCCCGGCGGCCCCUCCCCUGAAGCCCUGUGGCUGCGCUGGGGGCCCCGCAGACCGAGGGCCGGCCCCACUUCUGCUGCUGUCCCGAGCCCCCGGCCCGCCCCCGCCCCCGCCCCGCAGCGCUGUCCGGGACCUCUCAUACACUGGCCGGGAGGCUGCGCACCCGCGGCCCCCUCCCUCCCAGAGGUCCCCUCCCCCGGCCGGGCUUUGGACGACCCCCACGUCGGAAGCAAGAAGCGAAGCACUUUAUUUUGGUUGUGUUUGAUCACGCUCUGCUUGGAAGCGGCCCCCCGCGUCCGCGUGUGUGCGGGCUGCGUGGCGUCACCGCGUGUACAUACUGUAAAUUAUUUAUUAACGCUGUGGGCGAGUAAAGUCCGGUGGUUUUGUUUUCUUA
Messenger RNA from Oryctolagus cuniculus (rabbit), 2431 nucleotides. Lineage: Eukaryota; Metazoa; Chordata; Mammalia; Lagomorpha; Leporidae. The record is from RefSeq and is a predicted model, not a curated record.